GAGAGCUGUGAACGCGCGUACCAAAGCAUUAUCUGUUCUUGUCCGAAGAGUGUAAACGCCUCCAUCAAGACAUCUACUUUCAGGAGAAACUGCCUUUCUGUUUUGAAGUAUUGUUUGUUGCGUUGGUUAAGUUAACACGUUGAAAUUUUCAUUAGAUUUUCCCUUUUUAGCAUCAUUUAAAAAAGUCCUGCUGAACCACGCUAACCUGUUGCUCUGGUGAUAUCUACAAUUUCCACUUUAUAGUGUCAUGACGUAUAUACGGCACUGAAUAACUAUCAAGCUGAUUGCCUGUGGUUAAAAAUACAACUAGUUGAAUUCAGUAUAACUAAACUGCUUUUUUACCUAUGUAUUGAGUGGUAACACUCUUGGGUCCAAUUUUUAUAUCAGUGUUGCGCAGUUGUCUACUAAAUGCUCAUCGUGUACUUUGAUUCUUACUGGGAAGAAACUACUAAUACUCCUGUCGCAAUCUGAACAGUAAACGUUUGCGUUAUGAACUCAUUUUUGGAGGAGAAAACAUAUAAUUACUCCUCAUGAACACUUCGAAGUUCGGUAAUUUGAGUAAACUGCAUUUUAAUACUGCGAUUUCCGAUUUGGUUAGUACACUGUCAUUACAAGUAUUUCACUAUCAGCUGCACAAAACUGAUCUUAUUUGUCAUCUGUCAUCUGAUUCACUUAGACGGUGGGUGUCGACUGUCAAGAUAUUGGAUGAUGCUGCCGUAAAGUUUAGUGUUUAAAAUUCGUAGAGUGAAAAAUAUUCUCAUAGAUAGUUGUGCUACUUGUUGCGCUUGGAAACUGCAGAGCCUACAUUCUUUGAAAAACUCUAUCUGUUGAAAGUAUAACAUAAGUAUUUUUGGCAUAUUUUCAAAUUCUGUUUGCUAACUUGACGCAAUUGGAGUGAACACUUGUAAUCUUGUAGGGGAAAAGUGAUGGAAAACAUAUAUGCAGUUAAUAAACCAAUAGCUACUGAUAGGUAAUAGAAAUUAUAUGAUUCAGUUAACAUACUUCAUCUCGAGUGUAAAAGGGAUACAAGUACCUCGUUGAAAUGCCAACGAAUCAGCAUUUAAAAUGAUCUCGUUUGCUGUAUAUUUUUGAUUUCUCUGAGUUUCUGGUCAGAAGCUUUCACCUAUGUGCAGUGCUGCAUAUCAAAGUGGACAGAGGUAAUUUACGUCUAUCGAGGGUCUUUUUAAAUAAAGACCGUUUCUUUGCAUUUUUCAAACUUUUAUUUCUACUGUUUAGGAGUUUGCUGAUAAAACCAUCUAUUUCCAAUAAUAAGUGCCGGUUAAUAUUUGAUAAAGUAAUCCCACAGUGACACAUGAUUUGUGUUGCUAUAUGCUUUUUUUAAGCCUUUGGCAUUUGCUAAAGAUUAAUCAUUCAGAUGCUGAGUAAAAGCCCUUCUCAUAUUUCCGUGUUUUGUGUUUUGCAUACUUAUUUUAACAUCAUGGAGAUAUAGUUGAACUGAUGAUGUAGUGGAGUUAAGUAAAUUAGCAUAUUAUAACAGAGCCUAUAUUGUUGCUAUAACGAUAAGCUUAAGAGCGACACAACAUGAUUUUCUGAUAUGAAUUUCCGAAAUCAAAUUGGUAAAAUACCACAUAAGAAAUUAACACAGUUACCAUCUACUCUCUCUAAUACUGCCUUUACUUUUGAAACAGCAUAAAAUGCUUUUCAGAGGUCAGAGACAUUCAUAAUGAGAUGUUAAGUUGUAUCAGCACCAUUAUAUUGGUGUACGGUAAGUGAAACAGGAGAAAUUUUAGUCUAUCUAGAUUGCCAGAAAGUGUUAAUUUGCGCAGGUAAGUAGAUGGUUUGGUUUAAAAGGUGUUUUCCAAGACUGUGAUCACAUAAGCGGUUAAAUAUUGGGUAAGACGUUUGUUACAGGGCUUAGUUUUGUACUUUCUAUGACUUGAUAACUUGUUUUUUACCUGUAAAAUGUCAGGUGUUUUUUAAACAAUGAGUCAGUGCAAUACACAUUUCACUUUAACAACCUUCAAUAUGGUAGUAAGAAAUUCUAUUAUUAUUAUAUUUGCUGCAUGAGAAGUAUCACCACAAGAGAUACAACUCUGUAUACUGAAAUUUGACGUUAAAAAUUUCCCUUGUGCGAAUAAAGUGACGAGGUCGGAGUUGAAUUUAGGGCACUAUUGUAGCCUCAUGUUGCAGAAAACUCUUGUCUAACAUAUUAAUGAAAUGCUGAAACUCCUCUAGUGAUUGUAGAUGCACUAGGGCAACGGUGUAUAAGUUAUUGCAUGAGGCGCUGUGUAGAUUGGUAAUCGCUUUCUGUUGAUGCUAUUGCUUUCAAAUCUCUGAAAUAUCUCACAUAAAGUGAUCACAUUGUGAAGUAAAGUAACCGAUAAUUCUUUUUCACUUGUUUCGAAACGUUUUCACUGUUUGCUAUGAAUUUGAAAAGACAAAAGCUUUCUAAGAAUGAAAAAGUAUUUGCAUUUGAUUGUUCUUCCGUCCUGCUUGUGUGACUGUCUUAUCUUCCCAGCUAAAUCCGAAAGGUAAGGUCGGAAAAUUAUGCUUGUAUUUCGCUAGUUACCAAAAUUCGAAAAACAAGCAUAUUUUAAAGUUUUUAAAAAAAGAGUGUUACAUGACAAGUAGGUAGCUGUUUUUUGAAUUCACAUGACUCGCCCAAUAAUUGGCCAAAGUAACGUUUGGAGAUUUAUAAGAAGCAAUAUAAUUUUGAAGAACUAAUAAAAAGUAGGUGUAAAUGUAUGCUAUGGUUGUCAUAUAACUCGAUAUGACUGCAUAAAUUUAUAGUCUGUCAAAUUUUUGUACAUAAUAAAACAGCCAAGAGUUAUAUUAUUUGCUCAGUAAGUCGUAAUACAAUGAAGUCGAUAAAUUUCCGAGCUAUCCUAUUGUGAGUCAUAGCUGUGAUGAGAAGUAACUCACUUUAGUAGGAUUAAAAUGGAAACAGUAUAAGAGGUUAAUGCAGUGCUGAAUGAUAUAAGCAUAGCGUUAGAGAGUUAUAAAAUAAGAAAGUCAGUGUUAGCAAACGAAAAUCUUGCUAUCAAAUGCCUCAAAAAUCAAAAGACGUUAUAGCCCAUCAGAAGUUGUCUGAAACUAUAACUAAUUUAUCUCUGUCUAAUACUCUAUCGUCUUAACUGAUUUUUUCUUUGCGGCUAAACUUUGGUAAUUCAGCUAGUCGCCUACUGUUAUCCUCCACUUAGUACUCUUAAGAUAUUCUAAAACAGUGUUGUAGUGUCUACUACGGGCAUUCAGAAACAUUUAUGUAUAGAAUGUAGUGACCCACUGUUAUAAGUCUUCGUACCGCUUAAAGAGAUGAUCAGCUCAGAAUAAAUCAACCGUAGAAGUGCCAGUCUUGUAAAUCCUGUGCUGUAGUCAAAAAUUAAAGGGUGAGAAAGCAUUUCAAAGUGCAGUUCAUUGCAAAGAUAUAAGUAGGAAGUUUUUGAACAGCUGUCGUCAUAAAGCUGGGAUAUAUGAAUAUAAUUCAGGAUGUUUGAGAAUGAAAAAAGGAGUUUGGUAGAAGAUCAAUAUGUAUUCCGGAAUCUUGCAUGCAGUAAUAGUAUAGUCAACAUUUAUAUAACUUCACACUGGCUGCUGCUAGAGGCUAAACAUUUAUUUGAUAGACUUAGUUCACAAAGACUGCUAGUCCUUUAGAGACCAGGAAGUUGCUUCAUCUAUUUUCUGCCUUCUUUCGAAACCUACUUCUGCAUAUAUGCAGUCUUUGAUCUACAAGUUUCAUAUUCUUGGUUUUCACAUUUGGGCUCAUAACCUUUUGAAAACUCUUGAAAUGACUUGUUUCUUCAAAUUCAUCAUUAUCUGAUAUCAUUAUGUGAAUCCUUAAUAAAUCUUCUUUUAGGAAUAUUAAACUGUGAAGUAUGCAGCAGAAUUUGCAGGCUGACUUUUGGCUCUCAUGCGCUGCAAUCGUAGAUUUAAAAUACAUAUUUGGCUAUAUGGUUCUGAUAACUUUUAGGAGCUAAUUAACUCAGAAUAACUACAUUUCUUUGGCAAACAGCUUUUUUUCUUCAAGUUGUAAUUUUUAUGAAUCAGCAGUUGUCGAGCCACUUACACCCGUGGAAAUCUUUAAGUAUUGCUGUUGCUGAGUUCAACAACGCUAGUUAUAAACACUUCUGAAACUAGGAGCACAGAGAUAUCUGGUUGAUCUAGGCGCUGCUGGCAACGCUUCACUAAUUUUUGCGGUUAUCUUUUGCACACCCUGCGGUGUGAAAUAUGAGCAUAUAUAAUGAAAUAAUAAAAUAAGCGCUGGUUAUUGACAAAUAACGUCUUUAUUUUAUUUGUGAUCAUCUACUGUGAGCCAUACCAAAUAAUUUACUACUCAGAAGACGGAUAUAUACCUGUGAAGUUUCUUCUCAGCACAUAAAAACGUCAACUAAUAUAUAUCAUUCUUUGACCAAUUGUGCGAUAUUCUUCUACCAAAGGAUUAUAGAGCUAUUUAGUGAUUUGAAAAACAAUCGUUGCACAGAUGACGAGCCCAGUUGUCCAACAACCUGUGGCUGUGGUAACUCCAGUGUACUUUGGUCCUCAUCCUGCAUCACUCCCAUGUAAUAUUUGUAUGAACAAGAUUACGACAACUGUUCACUACGGAAAAGGUGCAUGCACUUGGCUAGCAUGCACUGGAAUAAUACUAGUUGGGGGUAUACUUGGUUGCUGUUUAAUACCGUUCUAUGUUGAUUCAUGUAAGGAUGUCUACCAUAGUUGCCCGGAAUGCGGAACCUUACUUGGAGUUUACAAACGUAUCUGAAUUUAUAAAGCUUAUUCUGCUUACUAUUCUCAUAAAACUAAAUUUUUCCUCCGCUCCAUUUUUUUAAAUAAUAAACAUAACAUUUAAAAAUAGGUAAACAUUAUUCUUUGUAAUGCUGUAAAAUCCAUUUUAUUUAUCAAAUUCCUUCUUUCUGAGACUAUUUUUUCACAGCUUUGAGUGAGUGAUUUCAAUUCCUUUUUCUCACCUUUGAAUAUCCUAUUAUUCAUAUGCUGUACAUGGAAAGAUGAGCACAUGGCUGUUUACCUGCAUCUCUGUUAUCCUAUUUAAAUUGAAAUAAUAAUUUUUUUCUUCAUAUGAUUUGUUAAGACCUUUUUAUAUCAGGUAAACAAUUCAGUCAUUCACUUUUUUCAGCCUGACAGUAUUAUGAUACAUUGUUGGCUUUGAAAUGCAUGUUUUUAUUGCAAUCCGUACAAUGACUAUGGUUGAAUAUAGUGUUGAAUAAAACAUUUUUUUCGG
Molecule: messenger RNA, 5194 nt
Organism: Heterobilharzia americana
Lineage: Eukaryota; Metazoa; Platyhelminthes; Trematoda; Strigeidida; Schistosomatidae
Source: the annotation of a GenBank genome assembly